AUUUUCUUUGUAAAUAAAGACUCGAUUCUGUGAUCGUAGGCAAUCGGAAUUAGGGCAAAAUACAAUGGCUCCGUUCUGCGUUCGUGAUAUUUUUCGUCGCAAUAACAAACGUUUCAAGUCUAAAUUGAAGAAUGUAAAGAAACACAAAAAGGGUAGACUAAACAACAUGCAAGAGAAAUACGAGAAGCUGGCAGCAGAUAUGGAGGAGAUCAGCGCGGAACAACAGAAUAUAAGAAAAGCACAGAGACUGGUGAGGGAAAAGUUUGAAGGCGUUGCAAAUGAGUAUGAGGAAUUGAAGAGAGAAACUAGAAUCAUUGUCCAACAAACUGCUAGAACCCAAAUCAAGUUAGCUAUCAUGUUCCAAAUUGUAAAGGCUUCCGAACAAGCUGACCACGCUACUGUGGCCAAUCUCACUCAUUUGCUUCGUGAAAUAAUUAGAAGGGAGAAUGAGGAAAGACAAUCAUCAGAUGAUAGUUGAACUGCAAGGAGAAACUUCUGCUCUUAAAAAUAUCAAGUAGGGAAUCCAGUGUGUUAAUAAAGUACUUUCUGUCAAGCAUUAAGGUUUCUAUUAACUUGUUACUGUCUUUAGUUAGUUUAAUCCGUGUUUAGUAUUUUCAGUGACAACUUUUAUAUAUGAAUAUCCUUUCUUAAUGUUGAAUCUUUGUUUGUCUUA
Hibiscus syriacus is the source of this 673-nucleotide messenger RNA. RefSeq lists its product as uncharacterized. The transcript has 3 exons. The coding region runs from base 65 to 478 and encodes 137 amino acids. NCBI's taxonomy places the organism in Eukaryota, Viridiplantae, Streptophyta, Magnoliopsida, Malvales, Malvaceae. The record is from RefSeq and is a predicted model, not a curated record.